GAGAGAAAGAGUUUGUGUCCGGGACCCCACCCCACCGACUGUUGCUUGGCUUGCCAGAUUGUGGGGCGACAGAGUUAUCUGCCUUUCUCUAAUCUAUCCUUGGCAAAACCCGGACAGUGACGCUGCCGCCCUUUCCUCCCUGUCUCCCUCCUUUUCUCCUCCCCGCCUCCCUGCAGACAGGAGGAGGGGAGAUGGGAGGAGUGAGCGAGCUGGGCAGAGCUGGAAACUGGGCACUGCAUAGAGUGAGAGAGCAAGAGAGCUAAGCGCUGGGGAACAGGGCAGCUAACGCUCUGAGCUGCCAAUGCCGCGGUUGCCUUCAGCGGCUGCAACACCUGGAAUAGACGCGAAAGGAUUCUUCUCCACCCUCUAUCACCUUUCGCAGCAGCUGCAUUCCUGACCAUUCUUCUCAUUCAAGCAGCCAGAUCUGGGGGGUGGGGUAAGGGAGGCAGGAACUCUUACAGGAUUGUUACUUCUACAGGAUUGGCUUGCUAUUUCUAUGAUUAUUUUAGUGGAGUUUUAUUUUAUUUCAUUCUGUGCGUGUUUUCGCCCUACAUCUCCCUGGAAGCGGUGCUGCAUCGUCUCCUAACUCCAGAGGGGGCCAGAGUUGCUGGGGGCCAGAUCUGGUAGCGGCUCCCCUGGGCAUGGCUUCAGCUGGCAGCGGGAUGGAGGAGGUGCGUGUGUCGGUGCUGACCCCGCUGAAGCUUGUGGGGCUGGUAUGCAUCUUCCUGGCGCUGUGUCUGGACCUGGGAGCCGUACUGAGCCCAGCCUGGGUCACAGCGGAUCAUCAAUAUUACCUGUCCCUGUGGGAGUGCUGCCGGAAACCCGCCAACGUAGACAUCUGGCACUGCGAGUCCACUCUGAACAGCGACUGGCAAAUUGCUACACUGGCCUUACUCUUGGGUGGUGCUGCCAUCAUUCUCAUUGCCUUCCUAGUUGGACUGAUAUCAAUCUGCGUGGGAUCUCGGAGACGUUUCUAUAGACCAGUUGCAGUUAUGCUUUUUGCAGCAGUUGUUCUACAGGUGUGCAGCCUUGUCCUCUACCCAAUCAAGUUCAUUGAAACCGUGAGCCUGAAAAUUUACCAUGAGUUCAACUGGGGUUAUGGUCUGGCUUGGGGUGCAACCAUAUUUUCAUUUGGGGGUGCCAUCCUUUAUUGCCUGAACCCAAAGAACUAUGAAGACUACUACUAGAAACAACAGUCUCCAAAGAAAACAUAAACAAAGGAUUAUUACAUCUUUUCUAACUUAUGGUUUUCUAGAACACUUGAGGAGCAUCAAAGCAGUUUGAUCUGUUGACUUACAAUCUUCUGCCCUUUGGCUGCUGACAUUAAAAACAACUUUUACAUAUGUUUUGGGGACCUGCAGAAAUUAAGAGAGCUGAUAAAACCUAAGCAAAUGCUGCAAGCUUCCAAUAUGUUAAUGUCAUUUUACUUGACAAAUGAAGGAUUUAUAUGACAGCCCAUUGUCCAAAAACUAGUGAGGAAAAAAAAAAUUCCCACAUCUCCUCUUGCCUGCACGGGAGCAGUUGGCAGAAGCUCCAUUUCAGAGUUUCUUAACAAGGACGAGGAUUCAGCUGUCAAUAGUCUUCUUUUGCAAGCUUAUCCUAACCAGUCACUGCAUUGGUCCUUGGUCACUUGCUUAAUAAUUUCUUGAAGAAUGAGCUUCUCUUUAGUAUCUAAUGGGAGUAGUGAAUGUGACUGGUUAAUGACUCAAAUUCCACAUUCAAGAAUCUUCUAAGUGAUGGGAGUAUAGACAUUGGCAAUCAGCAUCUCCCUGCUAGUUGUGGCAGAGAAGGGAAGUCAAGACUUGGAGACAUUUGCUUUGAAUUAUGUGGUUAGGAGUUGUGCCUCUGCCAUAACUAGCAAAAGGGGAAAUGGAGGGCCUCUCCUUUUCCCCCAGGCAAGUAGAACGAAAAAAUGCAUGGGUUGCAUUUGUCCUAAAUAAUUUCUCAAUCAUUUUACAAACAUUGCAGUAAAGAAAUGUGCACAUGUAACUAGUCUAAUUAUUUUUAUAGAAAAUGAUCAUUUAGUAUGAUGAUACAUAUCCCAACUCCCUUGCACACAGAUGUUUAUUACAUAUAAAACCUAAUAUUUCCUGUAGCAAAGUGGUUUCAGCACUGACCUUGUGCACCUUUUUAAGCAUCUUAGGCUGAUACCCACCUCUUAGCUGACAUGCCAAAAUACAUCUACUUAAGUCAUUUGCUUUUUGCUCCCGUCAAGAUGUCAUUAUCAGGGGAAUUUUCAUUGAGAUGGAUAAACAGAAUGUUAAACCGAAAUCGGGUGAAUUAUAAAAUGAGGUCCUAAAGUAGUUCAAACAAGAGUAGGUAUUAAGAUUAUAUAUAUAUUUUUUUCUUUAAAGCCCUUAAAAAUAGAAGCUGCUCUUUUAAUUUCAGGAAUCUCAAAUAUCUAGGUGCUUUUGUUUCUUAAAAGCAGAGAGAAUUAUAUAUAGGCUAAGAGUAGAGGACUAGGGCUCAUCUGAUAAUCACAUUGUCCUCUGAAUGUAACCAAUUGGCUGAUGAUUUCAUGCCUUCAGCUAUUCUAACGUGUUUAAAGUGCCCCAAUUUUAAUCCUUCAUAGACUGUUUAAGUUAAGGGAAGUGCCAACAGAAGAAAGUGUAGAUUUAUGACAAAGUCCGUGUUACAAACUGCUAUGUUUAUUUCUGUUUAAUGCUUUCUAAUUUGGGUACUUAAUUAUAAACAUAUUUUUAUAUCACAUAUACAGUUCUAAUAUAAAAGUUAAAAUACUUAUUUUUCUUAACGAAGACAUGGAAAUGAUAUGUCCUAGUUGGCCCUCUUGCUGGAAGAGACAAUGAAAAUCCUUUAAAAUGCUCCAGUGUGCUGUUGUGUUCCUGGUUACAGAGGGACUGCAGAAUCCAUUAACAGCAUGACUACAUCUCUAGUAUUAAAUGCAUUGGUCACAGCUCACAAAACAGGGCCCCUGCUUCCAGCUUGUCAUUAUUUAAGCACUGUUGCCAAAACAACAACAAAAACUCCACCCACUGCAACUCUCUACUUUCCUAUUUAAAUACAGAACUUCUGUUUGUUGAAUUUUCUAGUAUGCGUCUCAUAAAAACACAAAUGAAAUAAAAAAUGGGAAGUGGAAAGCUCAGCCUUAGUUUCAUCAAAAUCAACCAAACUGGUUAAAAGUGCCUGAGGCUGUCAUUCUUUGGAAAAUGUGUGAUUCUGUGAAGGGUUUGAAGAGAUGGGAGGAAAAUUUAGUUUGAUUAUCGUGAAAGGCAUUCAAAAAUCUUUUGAACCAGUUUUCUCAGAAAUACUACUGUCUCUGGCAUAGAGAGCUUUACAGCUAAUUAGAUAUCAUCAUUGAGCAGCAUGAAGAACACAAACUUUGUAGUGAUAUUUAGGCUACUCAAAACAACAACAACCCCCCUCUAUGGCGAGAGGAUGCCUCUUUUUUUAUUCUCAAAUAAUGGAAGAACAGUCCUGUGGUGUUGGCAUCAAUCAGUAAGGCAAUUAGUCAUCCAAGAGGAUACAGUGUGCUGUUAGACCAAUAUUAUGUCUACGCUUCUUAUCAAGAGUUCAUUCUCUGUCAAUAUGACAAGCCAGAAAUGACAGAGAACAUGUUGUGGGCUAAGGCGUACAUAGUUUCAGAUUACUGGUAAAGAGUUUCCUAAUAUAUAGAUAUAUAUUUUAUUUAUCUUCCCAAUGAAGAGCCCCAAGUUCUAUUUCUACCACUACCAACAUUUAGAAAUAUUUUAGUAUUUACCCACAAGUUCAGUGCAAAAUAGAAAACCUUGAGGUUUCUAUGCACCCCAAAUGAUAUGCUUAUGUUUCAGAAUAAAUACAACAAAAAUACUUAUCUACAUUAUUCAUGUCAUGUCUGCUCUACUUUAGUCUUAUUUUAUUUUCUCUUACAAGCAGAAUUAUUUCCCUUGCACAAAUCCAUUGUUUUAUCUUCCAGUUACAUGCACAUGCACAUGUGUGCAUGCACACACACACACACGCACACACACACACACACACACAUCAAGCAGGGCUAGUUAUUUGUAUUUCUAAAGCUUAACGUAUUCCGUCCGGUGCUGACCUGUACAAAGCACCUCUCUUGGAUUUCUUGCACAACUAUGUUUUAGCUUUUGUAAGUUCAACAUGUAAAUUUUAAAGACAUAAAUAUAGAGAGACAUGUAUUUGAAAUAUAAAUGAUAUAUAUGGAUUAGCAUGUAAUUGUAUAUUAUUAAACAUGCAAUGAAAUGACUGGUAAGUGAAGUCUAAUCUUAUGACUAGCGAUGUAAUUUAUUCAGACUGUAUUUUUGUACAGAACUGUGCACACUAACCUAUUGCCUCUGUGUCCUCUUUAAAGCCUAAAACUGUGCCUAGAGAUUUCAUCUGUCUUUAAAAAAAAUUAAAUCAAUUUCAUGCUGUUAAUGGUAUUAGUUUCUCUACUGUUGUUCUGUAUUUUGUUUUAUAUGUGGUACAUUUAUUACAUAAAUGUGAAAUUAUGGUAACUCAUUUAAAAAAACAUCAAUGAGAAAACUGUUUAUUCUAUACUAUGGUUUGGUUUGAAAAUACACAUCUAAUUAAGCAUUUCAUAACUUUUGUAGCUGACAUGAAGUUAUCUCUAUGGGAAAAAAUAAAGAUGAAAUUGAUCACA
This is a messenger RNA of Vombatus ursinus (common wombat), 4600 nucleotides long. RefSeq names its product transmembrane protein 47 (gene TMEM47). Lineage: Eukaryota; Metazoa; Chordata; Mammalia; Diprotodontia; Vombatidae. The coding region runs from base 642 to 1187 and encodes 181 amino acids. The transcript is spliced from 3 exons. The record is from RefSeq and is a predicted model, not a curated record. Gene Ontology annotation, biological process: cell-cell adhesion. Gene Ontology annotation, cellular component: cell-cell junction; membrane.